CACACACAAAGAAGAUGGAGGGGAGAGGACAUCCCUACUUUGUGUUGUUCGUCUUUCAUCUAGCAAUGUCAUUUGUUCAAGGAAAUAAUCCAAUUCCAACUGCAGUUAUCCUGAGUUCAAAUAGUGAUUCCACAAUGGAGUUACAGACUGACAAAGUGGAUAUUAAUCCUACCACAGUGGCCGAUUAUGGUCCCAACAAUGUGGCCAUUCAGUAUACCGGCGACCGUAAGGAAUUAUGGGAAGGACGUGGAGAGAUAAUCAUCACUUGUAAUGCAGACUGUAAUCCACGGUGUAAUUAUUGGAUACGUCACAAUGGACGCGACGUAUCUACAGGAAAGGCAUAUGCGUUCAGCAUGGAUCGGAAAAAAUCGGGAGAGUACAGCUGCGCAGCCAGGAAUUCUGUGUCUACUUCUGCAAGUUUCUCUAAAACUAUCAUGCUCGAUAUUAAAUAUGGACCCACCAAUGUGACAAUUCAGUAUACCAGCGAUCGUGAUGAAUUAUGGGAAGGGGAUGGAAAAAUAAGCAUCACUUGUAAUGCAGACUGUAAUCCACAAUGUAAUCGGUGGAGGUUAUACCACAACAGACGCUGGUUAUCUUCAAAACAGACAUAUACCUUUGCCAUGUAUCGAGAAAACUCGGGACAGUACAGCUGCACAGCCAGGAAUUCUGUGUCGACUCCCGCUAUUUCCUCUAAUUCUAUCACGUUCAAUAUCAAAUAUGGACCCACCAAUGUGACAAUUCAGUAUACCAGCGAUCGUGAUGAAUUAUGGGAAGGGGAUGGAAAAAUAAGCAUCACUUGUAAUGCAGACUGUAAUCCACAAUGUAAUCGGUGGAGUUUAUACCACAACAGACACUGGUUAUCUUCAAAAAAGACAUAUACCUUUGCCAUGGAUCGAGAAAACUCGGGACAGUACAGCUGCACAGCCAGGAAUUCUGUGCAGGGGACUAAUGUAAAGUCCUCUAACACAGUCAGACUUCAUCUCAAAUAUAAGACUGUCAGGUUAUCACCCAUAAAGAAGAUUUUACUUGAUGUAAACCGUAACCUUCCAUCCAAUGUUGUGUGUACCAUUGACUGUAACUAUGAAGGUUGUGAUUCUUCUACCAUCACGGUUCUGAGGAAUUCCGAGGUCUACAAUACGAUUGACACUAACCAGAGCAUAUUUCCAAGUCGACAAGCGCUUGUUUCCGAUGAUGGAAUUUAUAAAUGUAAAUUAUCUGACAACACCGAGUCACAUGAAAACUUUCAACUGGCCAUUCUCUAUGGACCAAGAAACCUCAGCAUUAUGAAGGGCAGGGGAAAUGCUGAUGCUGAAAUUGUUCUGAUAGAAUGGGAUUCUGGUACUUCGCUGACAUGUUCAGCAGACUGCAAUCCAGCAUGUAAGACAUCGUGGUAUAAAGAUGGGCAACUGCUGUCUCAUCAACAACACAAGACCAUACAUAUUACAUCCGAUAGACGAGAGUCUGGAAACUAUAAAUGUGAAGCCAGUGGAGUUGAAGGGACUGUAUCUUCUACACAAGUGAAAAUAACAGUUCAAUUAUGUUGGAUAAACAAUGCAAACAAUAAUAAUAUAGAAUUGAGAAUGAAAUUAAGAGUCAGGAUGUCCAGUAAAACGGGUUACAGAGGUAUCGAAUCAGGCAGUGUUCACUGCAUAACGAAUACUUACUGUGUACACUGA
Molecule: messenger RNA, 1676 nt
Organism: Ostrea edulis (European flat oyster)
Lineage: Eukaryota; Metazoa; Mollusca; Bivalvia; Ostreida; Ostreidae
Product: carcinoembryonic antigen-related cell adhesion molecule 5-like
Exons: 8
Coding region: 15-1676 (553 amino acids)
Source: RefSeq, a predicted model, not a curated record